Molecule: messenger RNA, 639 nt
Organism: Aspergillus thermomutatus
Lineage: Eukaryota; Fungi; Ascomycota; Eurotiomycetes; Eurotiales; Aspergillaceae
Product: cupin domain-containing protein
Exons: 2
Coding region: 1-639 (212 amino acids)
Source: RefSeq, a predicted model, not a curated record
AUGCUGCUUCAGCGACAAUUUGGCAUUUCUCGCGCGACAACUCGUUCUGUCCUAAACACUUCUUUCCGCCUGCCCAUCGCACCUAGCUUCUCCUGCAAGAACUCCCCCCAGCAAAGCUUCCACCAGAGCGGCGCCAAAAUGUCCAACUUCGACAAAUUCAACGGCAACACGGUUGACAAGCCACCCAAGAAUGAAAUGGUCUACCUUCCCGGCGUGAUGUCUCCCAACCGGAAAUUUGGCGUGUUCCGCAAAGUCCUACAUACCGGGUUGUACUCCCAGUUCGUUGCCAUGGAAGUACCAGUGAAUGGAGAGAUUGGAGAUGAGAUUCACACCGUCGACCAAACGCUCAUCUUCACACACGGCAAGGGAAAGGCCAUCGUCGCUGGGAAGGAGCAGGAGCUCAAGGAGGGCGAUGUGGUCAUCGUCCCCGCAGGCACCCAGCAUCAAUUCCUCAAUAUCGGCGACGUUCCCUUGGAGGUGGUGACAAUCUAUGCGCCGGCCGAGCAUUACCCGAGCACCGUGCACAAAACCAAGGCAGAAGGGGAUGCACAGGAAGAAAGGGGCGAAGAUGAGGCCCCGGAAUGGAGUCAGCGAAGCAAGGCGGAAAAUGAAAAGAUGGGACUGGUGAAGGGAGAGUGA